Auxenochlorella protothecoides is the source of this 978-nucleotide messenger RNA. RefSeq lists its product as uncharacterized. NCBI's taxonomy places the organism in Eukaryota, Viridiplantae, Chlorophyta, Trebouxiophyceae, Chlorellales, Chlorellaceae. Bases 1 to 978 code for a protein of 325 amino acids. Gene Ontology annotation, molecular function: hydrolase activity. The record is from RefSeq and is a predicted model, not a curated record. The transcript is spliced from 3 exons.
AUGUCCCUCCUAAAUGUCCCUGCGCCCCCUGCCCCCUCAAACAACCCCUUUGCGCUGUCCCGUUUCCUGCCUCAGGCGCCCAGCCUAGCCACGGUGCUGCCCGGCGUGGAGCGCCUGCUGGCCAUCGGCGACCUGCACGGCGACCUGGACAAGGCGCGCCGCGCUUUCCGGCUCGCGGGCCUUGUGGACGACCGCGACCGCUGGGCCGGCGGCGCCGCCACCGCCGUCCAGGUGGGCGACAUCCUGGACCGCGGCGACGCCGAGAUCCAGCUCUUCUUCUGGCUGGAGCGGCUGCAGCGCCAGGCCGCCGCAGCCGGCGGCGCCCUGCACGUGCUCAACGGCAACCACGAGACCAUGUCGGCCGCGCGCGACUUCCGCUUCGCCACCGCCGGUGGGCUGGAUGAGUUCUCGCGCUUCGCGCGCGCGCACGCGCUGGAGCUGGCCCUCAAGGCGCGGUGUGGCUGCUUCGGCGCGGACGGCAACACGGCCGCCGCAGCCGCCGCCUGGCGCGGCGAGAUGCGCGAGUUCCGGCGCGCGGAGGGCGCCGACGCACGCUACGCCGCGCUGCGGCCCGGGACGGGUCCCCUGGCCCGCCGCUUCCUGGCGCCGCACCCGCUGGUCCUGCAGGUGGGCGCCACCGUCUUUGCGCAUGGCGGCGUGCUCCCCGACGCCGAGGCCUGCGACUGCGCCGGGCUUGCAGAGUCGCUGGCCAGGAUCCCGGGCGCGGCGCGCAUGGUGGUGGGCCACACCAUCCAGCAAGAGGGCAUCAACAGCGCGUGCGGGGGCCGAGUCUUCAGGGUGGACGUUGGGCUGUCUCGCGGGUGCGGGGACGGGCUACCCGCCGUGCUGGAAAUCAGGAACGACUCCGUGAUGCAGAGGCUGAUGGAGGCGCCCGCGCCGAGCCCCCUGCCGCAAGGGCUGGGUGCCCAGGAAGCCGCCGAGCAGCUGGGGCGGCAACCAGUCCCCGUGCCGGCUUGA